Molecule: messenger RNA, 3771 nt
Organism: Puma concolor (puma)
Lineage: Eukaryota; Metazoa; Chordata; Mammalia; Carnivora; Felidae
Source: RefSeq, a predicted model, not a curated record
AUGAGGAGGAUCCAGGUCCUCUGGAAGGAACCCCAGGGACCUCCCUCACCCACGUUUGGCCAUGUGGCCAUGACAGAAAACAAGAAAAAGGCUGUCCACGACCUGCUAAAGGGCUCUCACCAGAACCCAGCCGUGCUGGCAAACCAAUUUCGGACUUUCAGCCUCCAGAACUGCUUCUGGCCUCCCAGGGAGGUCACAGGCUUCCUGUCUUUGGACACCGGGGUGCCACCAAACCUUGUUCCAGGACCUCCUGGAGAAGUAUUCAUCUGCUUUAUGCCACCUCUCCACCACUACUCACAGGCAGGCCCAAAAGGUGCAGCCCGGUGGAGUUGCCGCUGGAGGCGCUUCGGCGAGCGCCGGCCCGCCGCCCGCCAGAGGGUUGAAACCGUCGCAUGCCGAGCCGGCUUUGGGGAGCAGGCGGGGGACUGCAGAGGGACGCGCGGAGUGCCCGGGGUUGUCACCGACGCGCCGCGCGCACCGACCCGGGACGCGAGACCGGGGAGCGCCGCCCGCCGCCCGCCAUGGAGCCGCGUGCCGCUUCCUGCCUCUGCCCCUGGUGACUGCCGGGGCGGAGGCGAUAGCCUGCCCGGGCCUGCGGCUCCCGGGAUGUGGGCGGCAGUGGCUCGCGCCGCCUCUCUGCCCAGGCCUUCUCUCGGUCGUCGGCAAGGCAUGGGCGGCAGGGACCCUGCCUGCAGGUGGCGUUCAACUCGAUCGUGGGACAAGCUCACCAUAAAACCGAGGGCAGCUACUUGGCUACGCAGGACUCCACAUGUAAUCUUCGCCGUCGUAGCGAGUGUCUUGGUGGGGGCGCCCAAAGCCAACACCAGCCAGCCAGACAUCGUGGAAGGGGGAGCGGUCUAUUACUGUCCCUGGCCCGCCGAGGGGUAUGCACAGUGCAAGCAGAUCCCGUUUGACAACACCAACAACAGAAAGAUCAGAGUUAAUGGAACCAAGGAACCUAUAGAAUUUAAAUCGAACCAGUGGUUUGGGGCAACAGUGAAAGCUCACCGAGGCGAAGUUGUGGCCUGCGCUCCCUUAUACCACUGGAGAACUCUUAAACCAACACCGGAGAAGGACCCGGUCGGCACCUGCUACGUAGCGAUUCAGAAUUUCAGCGCCUAUGCAGAGUAUUCGCCUUGUCGGAACAGUAAUGCUGAUCCCGAAGGCCAGGGUUACUGCCAAGCAGGAUUUAGUCUGGAUUUUUACAAGAAUGGAGACCUCAUAGUGGGAGGACCCGGGAGUUUUUAUUGGCAAGGUCAGGUGAUCACUGCCAGUAUUGCAGAUAUCAUUGCGAAUUACUCGUUCAAGGAUAUCCUAAGGAAAUUGGCUCGAGAGAAACAGACAGACGUGGCUCCAGCUUCCUAUGAUGACAGUUACCUUGGAUAUUCAGUUGCUGCUGGGGAAUUCACUGGAGACUCUGAGCAAGAGCUGGUUGCUGGAGUUCCAAGAGGAGCACAGAAUUUUGGAUAUGUUUCAAUCAUUAACUCUACAGAUAUGACUUUUAUUCAGAAUUUCACUGGUGAACAGAUGGCAUCUUAUUUUGGAUAUACAGUCACAGUGUCAGAUGUUAACAAUGAUGGAAUGGAUGAUGUAUUGAUUGGGGCCCCUCUCUACAUGGAACGUGAAUUUGAGACCAGCCCUAGGGAAGUAGGGCAAGUUUAUCUGUAUUUGCAAGUGAGUGCUCUUGUCUUCAGAGACCCACAGAUCCUCGCAGGCACCGAGGUUUUCGGGAGAUUCGGUAGUGCUGUGGCACACUUAGGAGACCUGAACCAAGAUGGAUACAAUGACAUUGCCAUCGGGGCACCCUUUGCAGGCAAGGACCAAAGAGGCAAAGUGCUCAUUUACAAUGGGAACAAGGAUGGCUUACACACCAAGGCGUCCCAGAUUCUGCAAGGAUUGUGGGCCUCCCAGACCAUCCCUUCUGGAUUCGGCUUUACUCUCAGAGGAGAUUCAGACAUAGACAAGAAUGAUUACCCAGAUUUGAUUGUGGGUGCCUUCGGAACAGGAAAAGUAGCUGUUUACAGAGCAAGGCCAGUCGUGACUGUGGAUGCCCAGCUUUUGCUGCACCCGAUGAUUAUCAAUCUGGAAAAUAAAACAUGCCAGAUUCCGGAGUCUGUGUCACCUGUGGCCUGCUUUUCUUUAAAAGUAUGUGCUUCAGUAGCGGGCCAGAGCAUUUCAAAUACAAUAGGCCUGACCGCCGAGGUAUACUUGGAUACUCUGAAACAAAAAGGAGCCGUCAAACGCACGCUUUUCCUUGACAACAAUCAGUCACAUUUCAUUUUCCCUCUCACCAUCAAGCGGCAGAAAUCCCUCCAAUGCCAGGACUUUGUCGUUUACCUCCGAGAUGAAACCGAAUUCCGAGAUAAAUUAUCUCCAAUCAACAUUAGUUUGAAUUACAGUUUGGAUGAAUCCACCUUGAAAGAAGGCCUGGACGUGAAACCAAUAUUGAAUUACUACAAGGAAAACACUGUCACCGAGCAGGCUCACAUCCUGGUGGACUGUGGAGAAGACAACAUGUGCAUUCCUGACCUGAAGCUGUCAGCUAGACCAGAUAAGUAUCAGGUCAUCAUUGGAGAUGAAAAUCAUCUUAUGCUCGUAAUCAAUGCAAGAAAUGAAGGAGAAGGUGCCUACGAAGCUGAACUCUUCGUGAUGAUACCAGAAGAGGCAGAUUAUGUUGGGAUUGAACGCAGCAACAAGGGGCUACGUCCACUGAGCUGUGAGUACAAGAUGGAAAAUACAAGCCGGAUGGUGGUGUGUGACCUUGGCAACCCUAUGGUGGCUGGAACAAAUUACUCUCUGGGCCUCCGAUUUGCAGUUCCACGUCUUGAGAAAACAAACAUGAGCAUUAACUUCGAUCUCCAAAUCAGAAGUUCCAACAAGGACAACCCAGACAGCAAUUUUGUGAGCCUGCAAAUCAACAUCACUGCUGUAGCUCAAGUAGAAAUAAGAGGAGUGUCGCACCCUCCGCAGAUCGUUCUGCCCGUUCCUAACUGGGAACCAGAAGAGGAGCUCCACAAAGAGGAGGGAGUUGGACCAGUGGUGGAACAUAUUUAUGAGCUGCACAAUAUUGGACCGAGUACCAUCAGUGACACUCUCCUGGAGGUGGGCUGGCCAUUCUCUGCCCGGGAUGAAUUUCUCCUCUACAUUUUUCAUAUUCAAACUCUCGGACCUCUGCAGUGUCAAACAAAUCCUGACAUCAACCCACUAGAUAUAAAGCCCGCCACCCCCCCAGAGGACACCCCCGAGCUGAGCGCCUUUCUGCGGAACUCGACCAUCCCUCAUCUUGUCAGGAAGAGAGACGUGCGUGUGCCAGAGCCCCAUAGACAGAGCCCCGCAAAAAUCCUCAAUUGUACAAAUAUCGAGUGCUUACAAAUCUCCUGCGUGGUGGGGCGACUAGAAGGAGGAGAAAGUGCCGUCCUAAAAGUCAGAUCACGGUUAUGGGCCAAGACCUUCCUCCAGAGAAAAAAUGAUCCCUAUUCUCUUGCAUCCCUGGUGUCCUUCAAAGUUAAGAAGAUGCCUUAUCAAGAUCAGCCAGCAAAACUCCCAGAGGGGAGCAUAGGAAUUAAGACAUCAGUUAUCUGGGCAACCCCAAAUGUUUCCUUCUCAAUCCCAUUAUGGGUAAUAAUACUAGCAAUACUUCUUGGAUUAUUGGUUCUGGCCAUCUUAACCUUAGCUUUAUGGAAGUGCGGAUUCUUUGACAGAGCAAGACCACCCCAGGAUGACAUGAAUGACAGGGAACAACUCACAGAUGAGAAAACCAUUGAGACAUGA